This is a messenger RNA of Sorghum bicolor (sorghum), 952 nucleotides long. Its product is annotated as OTU domain-containing protein At3g57810. Gene Ontology annotation, molecular function: cysteine-type deubiquitinase activity. The record is from RefSeq and is a predicted model, not a curated record. The transcript has 8 exons. The coding region runs from base 116 to 775 and encodes 219 amino acids. Gene Ontology annotation, biological process: protein deubiquitination; endoplasmic reticulum unfolded protein response. Gene Ontology annotation, cellular component: cytosol; nucleus. NCBI's taxonomy places the organism in Eukaryota, Viridiplantae, Streptophyta, Magnoliopsida, Poales, Poaceae.
GCGGCGGCCAUCUAUUAUCCGGAAAGAAAAAUAGGCCGCACCUUGUCCGCUUUGCCUCUUCUUCAACCUUCCGCUGCUGGUUCCAGAGGAAGGAGUGCGAGCAGACGGCAGCCGGAUGGCGGCAGCGGCGCGGCCAUCGAAUGCCACUCUCCUCGCGCGCCUCCGGGACGGCACGGCCAUGUUCGAGCUCCUCGACGACUCUUCGCUUGCGCAUGCGCCCCCGUCCUGGCCCCGACUUCACUGCUUCGCCAGGGUUGCCUCCUCGCUGAGGGGUGGGUGGUCGGCGGCGCUGACCAAGGUGGAGCAUUACGGGGUUCAGAGGGUCACCGGCGAUGGCCGUUGCAUGUUUCGAGCGUUGGCUAAAGGAAUGGCGAAAAAUAAGGGGAUUCCUUUGGCCCCAAGGGAGGAGGUACAGGAUGCAGAUGAUUUACGGAUGGCAGUGAAAGAAAUUAUAUGCGACAGCGAGACCGAGCGGCAGGAGUAUGAAGAAGCAGUUAUAGCAAUUACUGUGGAGCAAUCAUUGAAACGCUACUGCCAAAGGAUAAGGCGGCCUGAUUUCUGGGGUGGAGAGUCAGAAUUCCUGGUUUUGUCUAGACUGUGUCGGCAGCCAAUAAUUAUUUAUAUUCCAGAGCGUGAGUACCAUGGUCGGGGUAAUGGCUUCAUUCCUAUAGCUGAAUAUGGUUUGGAAUUCACCAAAAAUACAAAGCAGUGGAAGAAAAAGACACCAGUAAGAUUAUUAUACAGCGGGAGGAACCAUUAUGAUUUGCUAGUGUGACAUAACUGCAGAACUAUCUACUUUUUAUUGUCCGUCAUCAUACCAUGGUUGUAUUAUCAUUCUUUUUAUACCUGUGUUUGUGCCCUGCUUUUAGCUACCAGUGGAAUUGGUUCAGUUAUCAAAAUAUCAAUUUGGAAAUAUAUAUUGCAUGCUUUGAUCGUGCAUACUUUUCACUCA